Rotaria sordida is the source of this 1170-nucleotide messenger RNA. Lineage: Eukaryota; Metazoa; Rotifera; Eurotatoria; Philodinida; Philodinidae. The record is from the annotation of a GenBank genome assembly.
AUGAAAAAUAGUCUAAAAUUGUCUCGUUAUAAUACAGGAUACCAGCAUGAUUAUCAAGAUACUAUUUUCAAUGAUUAUACAGAAACAAAACAUCCAUCAAUAUGUGCAGGUUGUAAUUGUCAAAUAUAUGAUCAAUAUUUAUUAAAAGUUACACCAGAUCUUGAAUGGCAUAUUCAAUGUUUAAAAUGUUCGGAAUGUGGACAAUAUUUAGAUGAAACUACAACAUGUUUUGUUCUUGAUGGAAAAACUUUUUGUAAAUAUGAUUAUAUACGAUUGUUUGCAUCAAAAUGUGCUAAAUGUCAAGAAUCAUUUUCUAAAAAUGAAUUAUAUAUUCGUACAGCAUUCUAUCGUCGUUAUCAUACAGAUUGUUUUCGUUGUAAUCAUUGUGAUCGUUUACUUGUAUCGGGUGAUGAAUAUUAUUUACAUGGACAAAAUCAAAUUUUAUGUCGACAAGAUUUUCAACAAUUAAAUUCAUCUAAUGAUUCAAUAGAAACACCAACAGCAGCGACAAAUAAUAAUAUACAAUUACAUGUACCUCCAACAUGUUCAUCACCAUCAACAACAUCAAGUUCAUCAAAUCAACCUAUAGGAUCAAUAAUUACUUCAUCAACAUCAACUAUAAAAUCAAUGAAUAAUAAUAUACGAAAAGAUAAAACAACACGUAUGCGUACAGUUUUAAAUGAAAAACAAUUAUUAACAUUACGUACAUGUUAUGGUGCAAAUCCUCGACCGGAUGCACUUAUGAAAGAACGACUUGUUGAAAUGACACAAUUAUCACCACGUGUUAUACGUGUUUGGUUUCAAAAUAAACGUUGUAAAGAUAAAAAGAGAAGUAUUUUAGCUAAACAAACUCAAGAACAACAAAAAAUUUUAACAAGUAUUAAUCAUGGUAUACCAUUAGUUGCAUCAUCACCUGUACAAAAUGAUAUAAAUAUUGGUUUACCACCUCCAACAAUUGUUCAAGUUCAAUAUCAUUCAAAUGGUUCAUGGAAAACAUUUAAUUCAUAUUCAAAUGGACGUCAUUUACAAAUUCAACAACAAAAUUAUCAUGAUAUUAAUGAUUUUGCAUCUGAAGAUGAUAGUACUUGUUUUGAUGCAUCACAAUUUAGUGAAGAACGUAGUGACACUAGUUGUGAUGGUAGUGGAACUAGUCAACUAACACUCUUGUAA